GCGGGAGAGGCUGCUUUUCGCCGUCUGCUUUUUGUGUCGAGUAAAAGCCGAGCAUGUCGACUCGACUCUCAGCGCGUGGAAGUUUCGGUUCAUCUGGCGAUCUACGCUGCCAAAAAGGACGGGUGCCAGUCUGCGCGAAAAGGAGGCAUUGGCAUUCGCAAGAAGGCAAACAAGUUUCAGACUCGCAUGGUCGUCUCGUCUCGCAAGGAAGAGUCUAUACGGACUGCCCUCUGCUUUCCUCCGCGCAGCUUCGAAAGAAAAGCGAGCGGAAACGACGGCAUCUGGCGACGCGUGCAGCGUUGGGAGAGGAGGGUCGACGCGGCCAGACGUUCCGAAAGUCGUAGAGUGAAGCCUUCGCGACUUCUCAGGAGACUUCCAGUAUCUGUCAGCUGCACUGCAUGUACACCUGACAGCGACUGUUCGGAGAGCCGCUUGUCUUUGCCCUUUCCAGUGGAGAGAAAAGACGAGAAGGCAGCGGAGAGGACGCCGAAUGGUUCUCACUUCUUUUCCGUUCUUCGCCUUCUGAACACUCCUAUCUGUUCGGAGGAACAAUCGCAGACACAGCACGACGAGAGACAGAAGGAGAAAAGAAUCCACUCCGAGUUUUCCUUCUUCUGCCUCUUCCCUUCUCCCUUGUCAGCGCGUCGAGCCUACCUCCUUUGAAAUAGACACAACAGAUCAGAGGUCCUCUCUCUCUGUCUCCGUUGCCUCUGUGUAUGUUUCUUCGUCCUCUCUCUCUCUGUCUGUCUGUGCAUCUCUGGCGAAUGAGGAGGCAUUCGUCUCUCUCCCGUCUGGUUCCUUCUCUUUCUCUCCUUCGUUUCGUCCGUCUCUCCGCGCACCGUCUUCCGCCUCCUCCUCUCUGAGCGUUCCAUCUUUUCCUCUCUCGCUCUGCCGGGUGCUCCCUCUCCUGUCGAUCCGGCAGAUCCGUGGUUUCGUCUCGACGUAUGCGUCGGGAAGAGGAGACCCGCGAAGGAGAAGAGAGGAGACCGCCUUGCAGGUCUCUCCAUGGUUCUGCAUGAGGCGCGUUAGACAAGUAUUUCUCUGUCCUGAUUCGUCUCGACUUCUGUUCCUUGUCGCAGGGGGAGACGCGUUUUGGAGGUCUGGGUGUUUCGCUGUCAAAGACGCCCUUCUCUAUCAGCUGCAAGUUUUAUCUGUUUCUCUCUUUGUCGCACGGUCUCUUUGUUUUCUUGUUUCUCUUCUUUCGCGUGCCUCCUCCUUCCGGUUGCUUCAUCUCUUCGUUUCGGCGCUCCUUCGGCGCCUCUUUGUUUCCUCUUUCUGUGGUUUCCAGGCUGUCUGAACAGACGCGUCUCACACUCGUCAGCUCACGUCUUCUUUCUCCAAUAUAUGUUUAUAUCCAUGUGUGUAUGUAUAUCUACGUAUCGAUGUAUG
Molecule: messenger RNA, 1389 nt
Organism: Toxoplasma gondii ME49
Lineage: Eukaryota; Apicomplexa; Conoidasida; Eucoccidiorida; Sarcocystidae
Exons: 1
Coding region: 187-663 (158 amino acids)
Source: RefSeq, a predicted model, not a curated record